This is a messenger RNA of Pelodiscus sinensis (Chinese soft-shelled turtle), 1511 nucleotides long. Lineage: Eukaryota; Metazoa; Chordata; Testudines; Trionychidae. The record is from RefSeq and is a predicted model, not a curated record.
UUAGGGAAGGGUCAUGGAGCUGACUGGAGGGAAAUGGAGGGCAGGGACAUGGAGUGGGGGUCUGGAAGGCAAAGGGAACUAGUGGACAGGAGCAGGCCCAGGGUGUUGCAGGGAAAUAGAGACAUGUGGGGUGGGGUUGUUUAUAUGGAUCAAGGAAAGUUGCAAAUUCCCUGGGUGCAGAGAGCCAGGCUUAGAGGCCAUGCCUUAGGACCACAGGUGUGAAGAGGUGUAGAGGCCUGCUGAAGAGCAGGGUGGGUGAAGAGCUAGGAGUAGAGAGAGGAGAGAGAAAGCGGACAGGGCCAAUAGAAAGUGAAAGAGGUGAAGAGGAAGGAUUUGGGGUUUGCAGACACAAGAAUCAGCAUUUUCUUCCCGUAAGGUCUCUGCCCUGUAUUUCUACAAGCAUCAGUUUUGUUUAUCUUUCUCUUGUAGAUCUUUGUGUCCCAGAGCUCUGAAACAUGCCACCAAGUGGAGGGUUGUAUGAUUGUGAAGACCCCAUCUACUGGAGGACAGUAUUUGGUGUCUACUGGGAUGUACUCAAAGCCAAAGGAGGCAAGCAGAAAAAACUUGCCGAGUUGGAUAAGUGGUAUCAGGAGGAGCUGCCAGUUGCUAUUGCAGGGAGGAAAGAAAAAUAUCUGACACGGGCUGAAGUAGUGAAACUCAUGGAAUGGAAACUAGCACGGGGAAAGUUUCGUCCUCGUCUGCAGCAGUUGGUGGCCACUAACUCCAGUGAAACAGUGGAGAGCUGUACAAGGAAAGCUUUCCAGCUCCUUCCAGAUGUGGCAGGUGCCAUUACUGAACUGAGCCGGCUGAAGGCUGUGGGACCAGCCACAGCUUCAGCAAUUCUAGCUGCAGGAGCACCAGAGGCUGCAGCAUUUAUGGCAGAUGAAGCAGUGGAGUCUAUUCCUGGCCUCACCCCAAUUCAGUAUACCCUCAAGCAUUACAUCCUCUACCUGGACAAGAUCCAGCUUUGUGUCAUGAAACUAAACAAAGCGGAUGCAGAGACAGCAUGGACUCCUCAUCACGUGGAGAGGUGUCUCUGGGCCUGGGCCGUGGCACAGAAAUUGUGUCCUUCACUGCUGCAGACUCCAAGCUUAGGGGGAGAGAAGGCAGCUGAUGAGGUCAAUGAGGAUGUUAGACCCACAAAGAAACGGAAAACAAAGUGAAAACAUCAGCAGCAGCCAGGAACUUCACAAGCACCACUCAGUGUUUUGCCUCCUGUUUGCCAAGGUACAAGUCAAUUAAGUGACAAAGCCGAGCAAUAUUUAGAUCCCCGAAGAGUGCUUUUUCUGGGGUUGGUCAGGGAAUGGGUCAAAUUGAUGUGGUGUAGCAAGGAACAAAGGGGAGCUUUUCUGUUUGAAUCACCCCCCAUUUGGAGCCAAAAGGGCUCUUCCAAAUGGAGCUCCCUCCUGUAAGUUAUGUUCCUCAGGUUCUAACUCCUCCAGCUCUCUGCUUGGGAUGUGCAUGGAUUUUUACACUAAUUCCGUAAUAAACUUUUUAUGUUUUUUCUAUUA